Zootoca vivipara (common lizard) is the source of this 5625-nucleotide messenger RNA. RefSeq names its product zinc finger protein 574-like. NCBI's taxonomy places the organism in Eukaryota, Metazoa, Chordata, Lepidosauria, Squamata, Lacertidae. Gene Ontology annotation, biological process: regulation of DNA-templated transcription. Gene Ontology annotation, molecular function: RNA polymerase II cis-regulatory region sequence-specific DNA binding; DNA-binding transcription factor activity, RNA polymerase II-specific. The record is from RefSeq and is a predicted model, not a curated record.
GGCCUGUGUGAGGAGACAGAGAGAGACUGAGAGCAGGCAAGAGGGCGGGCGAGCAGCUGUGGCAGGAGUGGGACAGGCCCACGGGCCGGGUGAGUGUGGCGUUCCUCCCACCACCCGAGCCCCCCGCCCCCUCUUCCUCCUGGCGGCAUUGCAGUGAAUUCCGCACAGAUCUGCGGGGCCAAAGGCAUACUAGCAAUACCCAACAGGGCCGCCCCUUCACCCCUUUAAAUGGCCAUAGCAGUGGCACUGAAAGAAGGGGAACAAGGAGCUCUUGAAGGGUUGUGUGUAAAACUCUUUCAGGAUCGCCUGGGGUUGACACCAGUUUUUUCCAUUCCUGGUAUCAUCGCUCUUCUCAGCUGUUUAGGCGAAAGCUUGCAGUUACCAUGGAAGAAGAACUGCCUCCCUCUUUGUUCUUCCAGCAUCAGUACAUGUGCUCAGAGUGUGGACUCCUCUACAAUACUUUGGAGGAGGUGCUGAUCCACCACCAGAGCCAUCUAGGCGAGGCCUAUGAGCCUGAAGCUGCUGCCACUGUUGUAGACACAGGGCCCCAGCAGGACAACCGCUACCAGUGCCUGGAGUGUGGCUGUGUCCUUUGGUCACCUGACGAACUGCUAGCCCACCAAGAAGUGCACCCCAGGGAGGUGCCAACCCGGCCUCAACCUCCGCCAGCUACCAGUGGACAGAUCCGCUACCAAUGCAAUGAGUGUAAUGAACUCUUUCCUUCUACCAGCCUAUGGCUAGCACAUCGCCAAACACACCAGAAACAAGAGACUUCACCUGAGGCUCCCAUGUCAGCCCCACCAACCUCCCAGUCAACUCCAUUGCCCCCUCUCCAAUCAUCUGUUCCACUACCUUCCCAGCCAUCCUCCCCACCACCCUCUCAGGCUUCACUUCCAACACCUCAGCCAACUCCACUCAUGCAUCCCUAUGAGUGCUCAGAGUGUUCUUGCCUCUUCCCAACUCCUGAGGAGCUGCUAGAUCACCAGGGUGAACACUUCACUGAGAUUGAGAAAGAGAGCAGUGAGUCAUCUGAAACAGCAGCUCAGGAGAUUUGCAGUCAACGUGUGUCCCCGCUGCCAUGCCCUGAAGAACCCCCUGCUGUGCCUCCACCUGCUCAGGCCUUCUGUUGCCGUGAGUGUAAGCAGGCCUUUGGGACAGUGGAGGCGCUGCGGAGGCACCAGCAGGAGCACUUGGGGAGCAGUGAAGAGUUUCUUUGUGGCGAGUGCCAGCGUGGUUUCACAACAGCCAAGCGGCUGUUGGCUCACCAGCGAGUGCACGUAGAUGGCACGUACGAAUGUCCCAACUGCAACAAGAUAUUCAAAAAGGCAGCAUCCCUUGAGCAGCACAUGCGCAUCCACAAAGGUGAGGCACUCUACCUCUGCGUGGACUGUGGGCUUGGCUUCUCUACUGAGAUGACUCUGAUCAUGCACCGCAAGAGCCAUACAGCCAAUCCCCUGCACCGCUGCCACUGUGGCAAGACUUUCAGCAACAUGACCAAGUUCCUUUACCAUCGGCGCACACAUGCUGGCAAGAGUGGCAUUCCACCCACUCGUGGGGCCGGGGAUCAGGCACCCAGCCAACCUCCUGAACCAGCGCCCAGCGACAGAGAAUCAACUGUAAAUGGCUCAGUUUCCCCUGCCGUCACUGCCUCCUCCCUGCCAGGGACAUCAGUAGAAGUGCCCAGUGCUGGGUUUCUGUGCCCUCAGUGUGGAAAGGCAUUCUCCACCCACAUCCGGAUGGUGCGGCACAAGCGAGUGGUGCACGUUCUGGAGCGCAAGCACAAAUGCCCCACCUGUGGCAAAAAGUUCAAGAAGCUGGUGCAUGUGCGGAACCACAUGCGGACACACACUGGUGAAAGGCCAUUUCAGUGCUCUGAGUGUGGCAAGACCUUUGUCUCCCAGGCAAACUUAGCACGGCACCACGUGACGCACACUGGAGAGCGCCCCUACCAGUGCCAGGUGUGUAAUAAGCGCUUCACCCAGUCCUCUAAUCUUCGCCAGCACCGCCUCUUGCAUAUGGCACCUAAUGGAGAGGGGCCUCACUCCUGUGAAGACUGUGGAGUAGCUUUCUCCCGAGCCCAUCAACUGGCUCUGCACCGGACCGUGCAUACGGGGUGUUUGCCCUUUCCUUGCCUAGACUGUGACAAAUCCUUCCCACGCCGUCGCCUCCUGGAAUUGCACCGGCUCAGCCAUUCUGGGCAUGAGCCUCACCGUUGCCCGGAUUGUGGGGCUCUCUUUGUUACGGCUUCCAAGUUGCAGGAGCACCGCUGUGCUAGGCGCCGUGACCAGGCGACUCUGCAGUCCUUCCUCUGCAUGUCUUGUGGCAAGUACAUGGGCUCGUUGGCCAAGCUUGCGCUACACCAGCUGGUACAUUCAGGCCAGCGUCCUUACCCUUGCCCACUUUGUGGGAAAGCCUUCACCACUCCCAGCGGGCUGAGCCGGCAUCAACAGCGCCACGCUGGCCUGCGCCCCCACAAGUGCUCUGUUUGUGCCAAGACUUUUGUGGCAGCCUCUGGGCUUCAGCUGCACCAGCGUAUCCACACAGGGGAACGCCCUUUCCCCUGCCCUGACUGCGGUAAGGCGUUCCGGCAGGCUACCCACCUGCGGGAGCACCGGCGCCUUCACACCGGUGAGCGCCCCUACCGCUGCCCAGACUGCGGCAAGUCUUUUGUGCAGUCCAUGCACCUUGCUGAGCACCGGCGCAUUCACACCGGGGAGCGCCCCCACCCCUGCCCACUUUGCCCCAAGACCUUCAAGACUCUUUCCAACCUGCGAAGUCACCGCAAGACUCACACUGAACUGGCUUCUAGUCAGGAGGCGCUCCAGUCUACAGGGUCUCUCGUGGCUACUGGCCAGCCCACCCAGAUUAUCAUGUGCACUGAGUUUGGGGAGGCUAUUGCUAUCAUUGAAAGCACUGAGCACCUCCCCUUGGUAGAAACUAUAGAGAUCUACCAGACGACACUAGAAGGCAACAUUUAGGUGACUGCCUUUGUACAGGGACUGAGCAGACACAGUCUCUUCUUUGCUCAAGGGCUCUAUGCAGGUCAGCAGGAGGGAGAGUACAGCUCCCUUUCCUCCAUGCAUCAGUUUAGCAUGGUCUACCAGUGACAGAGCCUGCAGACCAAUCUUAGUGUCCUGAUGCAAUCUGUUCAGUUUUGUGGUGGAACCUGGCUCAUAGCCUCACCUGGAGGUUUCUUGAGGCAAUGCCUUUUUUGUGUGCAGCGGGCAGUGCUGUGGAAUGGCGUCAGACUGCUUGUCUCUGCCACAACUUACAUGUUUAUUGUAAAUUGAAGCAAAAAGUUCUGUUGUACUGCUAAAUUAUUCCUGUUGUGUCUCUGAUUAUGAGACUCUAGGAAUGUGCCUGCCUGCUGCUAGCUUGUCUGUAAAAUUCAACUCUCUAGUACUGUUCAUCCACUCCUAGGAAAUAGAUGGCAUAAUUUCCUGUUGAUCAGAGAGCAAUGAAAGCAAAGCCUUUGCUUUUCAUGAUGAGGUACUGUUGCCUGAUUUUGAUACCCUAAUGAGAAAAUACUUCUUUGAUAAUUUUACAGAAAGAAGGGUUGACACAUGCAGCUCCUCUCACCAGAUGAGCCAUGUUUGUUAAAACUGUCCCUACUGUGCAACAGGUUGACAUACAGGGUCUCUGUUUCGUUUUGAAGAUGUAACCCUUGCUGAAGGUCUGGUCCAGUUUUAUUUUUAUUUUUUUCUUAAAUAAAAGUGGGGGAAUGGGACCAAUAUCUUGUUUAGGUCACUUGGGGUACCUUGAUCAAUUUGAAUUUGUCUUUUUUAUUUCAACUACUGAUAGGAAUCUUGGAUUUUAGUUUAAGAUGUUUUUCAGGGCAGGAGAUAGCAGCAUAGGGGAAAAGGAAGCUGUUGCUUUUGUAGCCCUGAACAUUUGCCAGGAAACUGUUUGUGCUGAGUGGGUUAUAUUGGAUCUUUCUAGGAACAGCCAUUUACAUCACCACUGUGAAAGAGGCAUACCUACAGACUGGUUCCUUUAGCUAUGUUUUACAGUGUUUUUAUCUGUGUACAGGAAGGAUAAGAUUAGUUAAGGAUAGCUCAUUUUUCUUCCAGAAAUGCACAAUACUUCCAGUAUUUGUAACGUUACUAGAACAAAUAUGCAUAGGAGACUGACCUCUGAUACAAAAGUUGAGUGUAUCACUAUUUUCAGUUAAUGGCAAACACCCCUGAAAUAUAGCAGCAAAACCUGUGGUAUUUUUAGAGGAAAACCAGUCCAAUUGCAGUAACUGUAAUCAAGUUACGCAGCUGCUCUUUGGCUAGUCCAGAGCCCCGUGUGUUAUAUACACUGUACAGAGAGGUUCAGGUUUAACCUUUGCUGGUAAAGUUCUUAUGGAGAGUUCUUAAAAUUAGCUGCAGCCGCAGGAUAGACUUUGAAAGGUGUUUAGCCACUUGCAAUUAAGGGAGGGAAGGAGAAGAGUCAUAAGACUAUUUUGGAAAGCAAAUGUUGGUUCAUGCUUGCAUUAUUAUAACUCACAGAACACACACCAUAGAGCUACGCUUCCACUGUCCCAUUUACUGCAGAGUUGAACAUACCCAGAGCCUUUUGGUUUAAUUUUUGUGCUGGGACCUCAGAUCAGGGACAAGGAACCUGUGGUUCUUGGGCUCCAUCGCCUAUCAGCCCCAGCCAUUCUGGCCAAUGUUCAGGGAUGGUAGUUUUAGUUCAACAUCUGGAGGGACACUGGUUCCUUAUGCCUGCAAUCUAUUCCCAUCCCUUCCUUGUUGCAGUACUGUAGCCUUCUUGUGCCUCUGGGCCCCUAGAUAUCACAAGCAACAUACAGCUUAAAACAUGCACAGAUUUUCAACUCCACAGAGGCUAGUGGUAUCCCCAACAGCAAGCUGGGUGGUGGUGGUUUACAGAUGGUGAAAAAUGCAUGCUUGCCCAUUAUUGUCUACACUUCGGCUUGUCCCAUGCUUUUGAGGUACAGGUCUGAGCGAUCUUUUAUUUGCCCUGCCACUUUCCCUGGGAAAACCUGCUAUUUAGUGCUGAAUUGGAGCAAACAUCAAUCAAUGUAAAACCCAAUUGAAUUUUGUUCCGUUUCAGUGGUAAAGGUCAAUUUCCCUGGGGGAAAGCCAUAGUCUGAAUGAGCCCUAUGUGAGAUGUAAUCCUUGGGCAUCAGGACACUUGGUUUGGGCAUGUGGACAUGUUAUGACAGGGAAACAUAUAGAGCUCAUAUUAGUCAAAUUUUAAAAGGUUAUUUCAAACUCAGAGCCAGGUUUUCAAAAUCUAGUUAACAUUUUAAUCGGCCCAGGAACACACAGGUGGCAGGCUGCAAAGAUUCAUGCUAACAAAACUGAGUAUUAACUAGUUACAUUGAGGUACCACAUUGUGAAACUGAUGGACUAAAUAAAGGGCUUUUCUCCACUAACUAUUUAAUAUCCAUUUGUUGGUGUGAGGCCACAGUUAUUUAUAGCAUGUACACAUGUUUUAUGUGAAUUAACAUCUAGGCACUGGUGUUACUGCAGACAAAUCUAUACCUCUUUGAAGGGAGGCAGUUUUUUCUACCUCACCCUCUUGCCCCGCAAAAGUUAUGCAGAAUCCAGGAAAUCCAGCACUGCCAUUUGCAGCUGGGUGUGGAACCAACUUGUAGCCUUGGAGCAGUUUUUUCUU